Carlito syrichta (Philippine tarsier) is the source of this 615-nucleotide messenger RNA. Its product is annotated as PRAME family member 20. Gene Ontology annotation, cellular component: cytoplasm. The record is from RefSeq and is a predicted model, not a curated record. Lineage: Eukaryota; Metazoa; Chordata; Mammalia; Primates; Tarsiidae.
AUGAGCCUCCAGACCCCACCCAGACUCCUGGAACUGGCGGUGCAGAGCCUGCUGAGGAAGGAAGCCAUGGCCAACUCUGCUCUGGAGGAGCUGCCCACGGAGCUCUUCCCACUCCUGUUUAUGGGGGACUUCACCAGGAAAUGCAGUGAGACCCUGAAGGUGAUGCAGGCCUGGCCCUUCCUCUGCCUCCCUCUGGGCUCCCCGAUGAAGAGACCUCAACUGGAGAUCUUACAAGCUGUCCUGGAAGGGCUUGAUGUGUUGCUGGCCCAGGAAGUUUGCCCCAGACGCUGGAAACUCUAAGUACUGAAUCUGGUGAAUGUUGAUGAGAACUUCUGGAGCGUAUGGUCUGGAGCUCUUACAUAGUCACCCAAGGCGAUGAGUAAGAGACAAACUGUGGAGAACUGCCCAAAGAUGGGAAGGAUGCUGUCCUUGAAGCUCAUGACCCUCAGCUUCUGUGGGAACCCCAUCUCCAUGACUGCCUUGGAGAGCCUGCUAUGCCACACCAUUGGGCUGAGCAAGGUAAGCCUAGGGCUGCAUCCUUUCCCCCCAGAGUGUUAUUAUGCCCAGGGUGUUCUCCACCGAAGGAGACUUGCCCAGCUUGGGGCUGAGCUGUAG